This is a messenger RNA of Zygosaccharomyces rouxii, 5793 nucleotides long. It is a transcript of the gene SEC7, whose product is annotated as Arf family guanine nucleotide exchange factor SEC7. The transcript has a single exon. Lineage: Eukaryota; Fungi; Ascomycota; Saccharomycetes; Saccharomycetales; Saccharomycetaceae. Gene Ontology annotation, biological process: regulation of ARF protein signal transduction. The record is from RefSeq and is a predicted model, not a curated record. Gene Ontology annotation, molecular function: guanyl-nucleotide exchange factor activity. The coding region runs from base 1 to 5793 and encodes 1930 amino acids.
AUGUCGGAUCACGAAUUGGCUGCUGGUGAUUCAAAUCAAGCAACCGUAACCUCAAUUGGGCCAGCGUCAACAGUUUCGCUUUCAAUAGAAUCAAGAGAUGAAUCUGGUCCUAAGGAUUCGAGCCAACAAGUGGAACAAGAAGAGACUAAGGAAUCAAAGUUAGAACCGGAGCAUAAUUCAGAAAUAAACGGAAUAGAAAAACCUAAAGAGGCUGCCGAGUCAGAACCAGAAAAACAACAGAGCAAGCAACAGAAACCAGAGGAACCAGAGGAACCAGAAACGAAAAAACCAGAAGAAUUAGGACCUUCAGAGCAGAAAGGUGAAAAUACAGAGGAAGUUGAUGCUCGAACAGUAAGGAAUUUUGUCGGCGGAUCUAAUGCAAAAUCAACUAUUGGUCUUGUUAAAGAAACUUUGAAAGUAAUUUUAGAGGAUAAAGAUGUUAAAAAAUACCCAAAUGUCCAAAAGAUUUGCGAGAGAUCAUGGGAAAAACUACAGGAAAUUAGCAUUCAAGGAGCUUAUAUCUUAGAUUCUAUCACGAUUUUUGAAGCUCUUCGUUCCUGUUGUAGAACUAACUCAAUACGUAUUCAAUUGAGGGCGCUGGAUUGUCUUUCUAAACUUUUUUCAUUUAGAGCGUUAGAUGAAGAAAUUUUGGUAAAUCCACCUGACUCUAUGGCAUCUAAUGACCAAACGCCGGAAGAUGCUGCUGCAUCAGGAAUUACACCUCCACCAAAGCAAAGACUAAUCGACGCUUCUAUCGAUACCAUAUCAGAUUGUUUCCAAGGUGAGGGUACCGAUGAAAGAGUAGAACUACAAAUUGUAAGAGCUCUCUCCAAUUGUAUUCUAACGGAAGAUCCUUCUUCAUCUUUAUGCCAUGGUGCAUCAUUGUUAAAGGCGAUUAGAACCAUCUACAAUAUUUUUAUCUUUUCAUUAAAUUCAUCAAAUCAAGGUAUUGCACAAGCAACUCUAACUCAAAUCGUUGGUACAGUAUUUGAUAGAAUUGAUCUAAGUCAACUUCCGGCCACCCCUGCGGUGGAAUUAACGGAAGUGGACGAUAAUGAUUCUUCAGUGCAACAUGCUCCUUUAACUUUACAAAAUAUGGACGUGCUCAAUGAAGAUGACGAACAGGUCAUGGAGGAUACUUCUAAGCCGGGAGCCCUAGAUGAGGCAGAAGGACAAAAUAUUCAAGAACUUUUGAUCAAGGACGGAUUCUUAGUUUUCAGGGCCAUGUCAAAAAUAUCUGCGAAACCACUAGAAACAGAGUUGGAUAUGAGAUCUCAUGCAGUUAGAUCCAAGCUUCUUUCAUUGCACAUCAUCCAUUCUAUCAUUAAAGACCAUAUCGAUAUCUUUUUGUCUCGAACAGCGUAUAUACCGGGCAAAGAACGCAUUACUUUAUUAGAUUCUAUGAGGCAAUAUCUGUGUUUAACACUUUCGAGAAAUGCCGCUUCAUCCAUAGCGCCAGUAUUUGAAGUAACUUUAGAAAUUAUGUGGUUGAUGAUUUCAAAUCUAAGAGCCGAAUUCAAAAGAGAGAUACCCGUCUUCCUCACUGAGAUCUACUUCCCCAUCUCCGAUCUAAAGACAUCCACUCCACAUCAAAAGAGAUACUUUUUGAGUGUCAUCCAAAGGCUUUGUAAUGAUCCAAGAACUUUGAUAGAGUUUUACCUCAACUAUGAUUGUAAUCAAGGCAUGCCAAAUAUCAUGGAAAUGAUGGUUGACUAUUUGACGCGACUAGCUCUUACAAGGGUAGAAAUCACACCAACUCAGAAGGUCUAUUAUGCGGAACAAGCAUUUAUGCCCUUAGCCACUUACAACGUAAAUCAAGUACCAUUGUUAUCAACAUCCAAUUUAUCGUCCAGCUUCGAGUCUAACCAAUCUACGUUGCCCUUCCCGGUCGAGUUUGCCCUAAAAAUGACUUCUUUGAGCUGUAUUGUAUCUGUCUUAAGAUCUUUAAGUUCUUGGGCUCAUCGUUCUCUCAACCCAUCUUUAAGCGUGAACAACAAUGGUUCUGCAAGUACUCGUUCCCGCCGUUCCGGAUCUGGUGUAUCUUUACAACCUGGUAAACGCAAGGACUCAGAAUUAAACAGUUCAAAUGCCAGUUUGAGUAGCAUGAAUGGUGAUGAGAGCGAAUCUAUGGCAAGCCAGGAUGUGGACGAUCCGUCUCAGUUCGAAAGUUUAAAACAGCAAAAGACAGAAUUAACUGCCUGUGUGAGACUCUUCAACUACAAGCCAAAGAGAGCCAUUCCAGAGUUGAUCAACAAGAAGUUCAUCAAAGAUGAUUCUCCAGAAUCUAUCGCUAAAUGGCUUUUAUCUACUGAUGAUUUGAAUUUAGCCACUGUGGGUGAUUUUCUAGGUGAAGGUGAGGAUAAGAACAUUGAGACCAUGCAUGCCUUUGUCGAUGCAUUUGAUUUUACUGGUCUUUCGAUUGUGGACGCCAUCAGAAACUUCUUACAAAAAUUUAGACUACCAGGUGAAGGUCAAAAGAUUGAUAGAUUCAUGUUGAAGUUCGCAGAAAGAUAUGUUGACCAAAACCCCGGUGUCUUCUCUAAAGCUGACACUGCUUAUGUCUUGUCAUAUUCCAUCAUUAUGUUGAAUACAGACCUUCACUCUUCUCAAAUCAAAAACAAAAUGACUUUGCAAGAGUUUUUGGAGAAUAAUACGGGUAUUGACAAUGGCAAUGAUCUACCAAAAGAAUUCAUGGUAAAUCUGUACAAUGAAAUUGCUAAUAACGAAAUCAAAUUGCUUUCUGAACAACACCAAGCCAUGUUGGCUGAUGAUGGUAACCUAAUUCACCAGCAACAACAACAACAAUCUGCCUUCAGCUUUUUCAGCAGUAGGGAUUUGGUUAGAGAAGCUUACAUGCAAGUAUCUAAGGAAAUGUCUUCCAAAACAGAGCUUGUCUUCAAGAAUUUAAACAAAUCCAGAAGUAAAGGUGGAACUGAUAUCUUUUACGCAGCUUCUCAUGUAGAACAUGUGAAAUCUGUGUUUGAGACACUUUGGAUGUCAUUCCUUGCAGCUCUAACUCCUCCAUUCAAAGAGUACGAUGAUCUGGAUACUACCAACAAGUGUUUAGAAGGCCUAAAGAUUUCCAUUAAAAUUUCUGCCUCAUUUGGUAUCGAAUAUGCCAAGAAAUCAUUUAUCGGAGCAUUGGUACAAUUCUGUAACCUGCAUAAUUUGAAUGAAAUUAAGAUAAAGAAUGUCAAUGCUAUCAUUGUCGUUUUAGAGGUUGCCCUUUCUGAAGGUACUUUCUUUAAAGAAUCGUGGAAAGAUGUUCUUUUGGUGAUUUCUCAAGUCGAGAGGUUACAAUUGAUCUCCAAAGGGAUUGAUAGAGAAAGCGUUCCAGAUGUGACACAAGCAAGAGUAGCUACUCAAAAGGUAUCUUUCGACUCUACGAGAUCAAACUCUACGUCAUUUCUUGAUAAAUGGACUAGAAGGGCUACACCCCUUGAACUGGCACAGGAAAAGCAUUAUAAUCAAACUUUAUCCCCUGAGAUCUCGAAAUUCAUCUCUUCUAGCGAAUUGGUUGUUUUGAUGGAUCACGUCUUUACUCGCAGUUCUAAUCUUUCCGGUAAUGCGAUCGUCGAUUUCAUUAAGGCUUUGACUGAUGUUUCCCUGGAGGAAAUCGAAUCUUCUCAAGAUGCUUCUACCCCCAGAAUGUUUUCUUUGCAAAAGAUGGUCGACGUCUGCUACUAUAACAUGGAUCGUAUCAAGGUCGAAUGGACACCAAUAUGGGCUGUAAUGGGUACUGCGUUUAACAAGAUAGCCACCAAUCCAAACCUUGCCGUUGUUUUCUUCGCUGUGGACUCAUUGCGCCAACUUUCGAUGCGUUUCCUAAACCUAGAAGAACUAUCUGGGUUUGAGUUCCAGCAUGAUUUCCUAAAGCCUUUUGAGUAUAUCAUUCAAAACACAAGUAGUACUGAUGUACAGGAGAUGAUUAUUGAAUGCUUCCGUAAUUUUAUUUUGACCAAAUCGAGUAAAAUUAAAUCUGGUUGGAAACCAAUUUUGGAGUCACUUCAAUACACUGCAAAAUCUCCACAGGAAUCAAUCAUCUACAAAACUUAUAUGUUAGUGACUAACGAUAUUGUUACCAACCAUUUUGAAAGUGUCUUUUGUCAAGAUGAUGCAUUUGGUGAAUUGGUUUCAGUCUUUAGAGAAAUUACGAAGAACCAUAGAUCUCAAAAAUUGUCAUUGCAUUCUUUGGAAGGAUUAAGGAGAAUGACACAAAAGAUUGCAGAUAUGUGUUUCUACAAAGGUUCAGAUGAAGAGAAACGUACACAUUAUGAAACUAUUUUGAGAGGUAAGGACAUUUUCCAAAACAUUUGGUUCCCCAUGCUAUUUUCCUUUAAUGAUACAAUCAUGACUGCCGAUGAUUUAGAAAUAAGAUCUCGUGCUCUGAACUACAUGUUUGAUGCAUUAGUAGCCUACGGUAACGAAUUCGACGAUCUAUUUUGGGAAAAAAUCUGUACCAAAUUGUUGUUCCCAAUCUUUGGAGUUCUUUCCAAGCAUUGGGAAGUCAACCAGUUUAACAGUCAUGACGACUUGACUGUUUGGUUGUCUACCACAUUAAUCCAAGCUCUAAGGAAUCUAAUUGCCCUCUUUACCCAUUAUUUCAAAUCCUUGAAUAAAAUGUUAGAUGGUUUCCUAGGUCUCUUAGUUUCCUGUAUAUGCCAGGAAAACGAUACGAUUGCUAGAAUUGGUAGAUCAUGUCUACAACAGCUCAUUUUACAGAAUGUGACAAAAUUCGAUGCUAACCAUUGGCAAGACAUCGGGGGAGUCUUUGACAGGUUAUUUGAGUUGACCACUGCUACGGAGUUAUUUGAGUAUGAUCCUAUGCACCAAGGUAGACGUAAAUCAGUCUCUCAUCAUCCCCGUGCUUCGCAUGGUAACGACAUGAACAACAGUAAUAACGAUAACAAUAACAAUAGCACAAACGAGGGCCCACAGGUAGGUACUAAUGGUAACGACACUAAUGGUAAUAUUGGAGAAACUGUACAACGUGCUCACGAAGAGGAAUGUAGUGAGGAUGUAGGUAACGACAUGGUAACUGAAGGUAGUGAAAUCGCUUCUGCUGCAAAAAAUCUGAACUCACCUCAAUUCAAUAGGGCGCCUACCCCUAGUAGCAUACAAAAUGCAGCUACUAACACUAAACCAUCUAAAAGAUUGGUUCACACAAAGAGCAGCGAGGAUUUGCGUCGUAGAAUAACCGUUAAAAAUUCAAUUGUGGUUAAAUGUGUUCUGCACUUGUUAAUGAUCGAACUAUUGAGUGAAUUAUUUGAAAACGAAGAGUUUGCUCGUAGUAUGCCCCAUGAUCAAGCUAUUGGAAUUACUGUACUAUUAGAAAAAUCCUAUGAAUUUGCCCGUGAUUUCAACGAAGAUUACCAAUUGCGCACUAGAUUGGUCGAAGCUCGUGUCGUUGAUAAGAUACCAAACCUUUUGAAACAAGAAACAAGUGCUGCAGCUGUAUUGAUCAAUAUUCUUUUCAAGCUGUACUUGAACGAUGAACAGAAGAAGCCACAACUUUCACAAAGACUUAUCGGUAUCUGUACUGCCGUAAUGGAAGGUUACGUGCUAUUAGAUGAUCGUACUAUGGAGCGUAGCAUCAAUUCGUGGAGACCAGUUAUUGUUGAAAUUUUACAAGGUUAUUACGAAUUUGACGACGAUGAUUUCAAGGAGUACUGUCCGGGAAUGUACAGUCUCGUCAUGUCAAUUUUGGACAAAAGCGUUCCUGCCGAUUUACGGAAAGCCGUCAAGAUCUUUUUGUCCAGAGUUGGUGAACUGUAUUUAAAUACAAACUCAUAA